AUGUCGAACCGGCCGAUUUGCGGUAACGAUACGCCAGACCCAUGGAUGGUCGCGGCGCAUGGCAAAUUCUACCUCACCUUCACCUUGGGCAACCGCGUCGAGAUUUGGCAAUCGCCACACCUCGAGAAGUUUCAUGACUGCCAGAAGAGCGUCAUCUGGCAACCACCACCGGGGUCACCCUGGUCCGCUGAUAUUUGGGCUCCCGAGCUUCACUACCUAAAUGGAACAUGGUACAUCUACACAUGCGCAGCACCUCCAGGCGUUGGCAAUCCAGGACAUCGCACUGUGCUCUUGAAAUCGUCCAGACCUGAUCCUAUGGAACCUAGUGGCUGGCAAUUCCUCGGUCCUCUCAGAGGCAUGCCGGACCACUGGUCCAUUGACGCAACUGUCUUCUCAGUGACGGGCCACGAUCUGUAUUGCUGCUGGUCCGGAUGGCCGCUAGGAGACCACAGUGACACGCAGCAGGAUUUGUUCCUCAUCAAGAUGGCAUCACCCGAAGAGGCCAUCGCCGACACCCUUGUCUGUAUCUCGAGGGCUGAUCAGCCCUGGGAGCGGCCAGAUGACGGUCGGCGGGGCGUGAAUGAAGGACCUACGUGGGUCAACUCCCAAGGAUUUCGAGGCAUCGUCUAUUCAGCCCAUGGGAGCUGGACCAGCGACUACAAGUUGGCUCUGCUAGCGCUGGUCGGACAAGACCCUCUACGCCCCGAGAGCUGGACGAAGAGGCAGGCGCCACUCCUGGUCAGCGACCGACACCGAGGUGGUCCGUUUGGGCCUGGCCAUGCGAGCUUCUUGCCAAGUCCAUACAAUGACGGACGGAUAUUCUGCAUUUAUCACGGAACUGAGAAGGAGGGAGAGGGAUGGAACAACAGAAAAGCCAGGAUCAUGAAUCUUGGGCCAGAAUGUUUUGCACCGACCGCGUCGCCCGUCUGCUGCGCCUACCAGGGCGGUUUCCCGGGCGUUGGUCCUGUCGGUGGAAACACGCGCAACAAGGUCGAGGACACGAUUGGCAAGAUCGUUGACAAGGCACCUACCCAGGUCAGAGGCCAGUUGCAGGGCAUUUUUGGGAAGGCGAAGAAGUUCUUCUAG
Molecule: messenger RNA, 1086 nt
Organism: Diaporthe amygdali
Lineage: Eukaryota; Fungi; Ascomycota; Sordariomycetes; Diaporthales; Diaporthaceae
Product: lpha-l-arabinofuranosidase ii
Exons: 4
Coding region: 1-1086 (361 amino acids)
Biological process (GO): carbohydrate metabolic process
Molecular function (GO): hydrolase activity, hydrolyzing O-glycosyl compounds
Source: RefSeq, a predicted model, not a curated record